Molecule: messenger RNA, 5945 nt
Organism: Labrus mixtus (cuckoo wrasse)
Lineage: Eukaryota; Metazoa; Chordata; Actinopteri; Labriformes; Labridae
Gene: tie1
Product: tyrosine kinase with immunoglobulin-like and EGF-like domains 1
Exons: 24
Coding region: 283-3702 (1139 amino acids)
Biological process (GO): cell surface receptor protein tyrosine kinase signaling pathway; multicellular organism development; positive regulation of kinase activity
Cellular component (GO): signaling receptor complex
Molecular function (GO): protein binding; ATP binding; transmembrane receptor protein tyrosine kinase activity
Source: RefSeq, a predicted model, not a curated record
CUCCGCUGUCUGAUGACGCUCUUCCUUCCUUUCCCACCCAGAGAAAGCUGAGAUCCAACUCUGUGGUUAGUGUGACGAACCGUGAAUCCACCUCUGCGAGUUUAACAGGGCUUCUUUAGUUUUCUUACCGACGAGAUUUCACACCUGACCCGGAGCUCUGGGACGGUUCGCUAAGUUAUGCGUAAAAAAGCGCACCACUCGUCGUGACGCAGCGUCACCGUUUUGGAUGUAUACAACUCUUCCUCGAAAUCCAUUUAGCGGCGAUAUUUUUUGGAUAUCGAUAUGAUGAGGAAUAUACAAGUCAUGAGGAUUUUUUGGGUGUUUGUUUUGCUCUUCCUUGACUUAUCAGACGCUGUGAUCGACCUGACCAUGAUCUCCACAGCGGAGGUGACAAACGUCAAUCACUUCUCCAUCUCGUGCAUCAACGGGGAGCGCAGCCCUGCCCAGGUGGAGCUGGACAUCAAGAGAGACAACAGGAUCCUCGUAUUCCCCAAAGAACCAAACUUUAAAGUGAAUAAACCCAGGAACAGGGAGGCCGUGGCCAAAGGCUUCCGUGACCUGGAUCAUAUCGGUAUCUUCUACUGUGAAUCCACUCAGGAAGUCCCCCCGCUGGAGACGGUCACAAUGAUCAACAACAUCGGCGGAUCAAGUUUUAUCCCAACUCACCUUACAAUGACUGCUAACAAAGGGGAGACCAUUCACCUCAGCAUGACGCUGCUCAGCUCUCAAAACAGAGACGUGACAUGGAAGUACAACGGAAACUACUAUUACAUGACUCACUGGAACGAUAUGAUAAACCGCACAGCUGUACUGACGGUGGAGAACGCAGCUUUUGCCAAUCAGGGCAUCUACAGCGCCAGCUAUGUGGGCGCCAGUCCUCUUCAUGGCGCCUGGAUGAGGCUCAUAGUAAGAGACUGUCCUAAUAAGAGGUGGGGUCCUGCAUGUGACAGAGACUGUCCAGAGUGUCUGAAUGGCGGAAUGUGUCAUGACGUUGAUGGAGACUGUAUCUGCCCUCCAGGGUUCAUGGGAACACGCUGUGAGACAGCCUGCAGGGAAGGAAUGUUUGGCCGAAACUGCCAGGAGUCAUGUGGCUCCGAGAUGAAUUGUAAGGGGCUUCGCUUCUGUUUACCAGACCCUUAUGGCUGCUCCUGCGCCAGCGGCUGGUUUGGGAACCGCUGUGAGAAAGCCUGCCAUGGUGACAUGUAUGGACCGGACUGCACUCUGACCUGUAAAUGCCAGAAUGGAGGAGUCUGCAACCGUUUCAGUGGAUGUCAGUGUCCCACAGGGUGGAGAGGACAGAACUGUGAGAAGUCUGACCGGGCUCCACAGAUCCUGGAUUUGGAUAGUAAUUUGGAGUGGAAUCUGAACUCCAGCCCCAAGAUCUCCUGCUCCGCCACAGGCAACCCCCUGCCCAGCCACACCAGCAUCGAGCUGAGAAAGUUGGACAGUACAGUGCUCAAGGCUUCUCGCACGGUCAUGGACUCAAAUAAGAGCACAGCCCUGUUUGACAUCCCCCCUCUGACUGCUCAACAAGGAGGAUUGUGGGAGUGCAGGGUGUCCACCAAUGGAGGCCACGACUCCCGCAAGUUCAACCUCACCAUCAAAGAACCCCCUGUGCCCACCACGGCUCCCAAACUGCUGGAAACAAGGAGUAAACAGCUGCUGGUGAUGCCGGUGGACUCCCACAGAGGAGACGGCCCCAUCGUCUCCACCCGGCUCCUCUACAAACCCGUGGGGAACGGAGACUCCUGGUCCUCCAUCAUCGUUUACAGUGACAAAGAGCCCAUCACGCUCAUGAACCUGGAGCCUUCGACCCGUUACCGUGUCCGUGUGCAGCUGAGUCGCCCUGGGAUAGGAGGGGAGGGGGCCCCGGGGCCAGAGGCCAUCAUGGAGACUGACUGUCCUGAGCCCACAGCUCAGCCUGAGAUUGACGUCAGCUCUGUGGAAGGCCGAAACGCCACCGUACGUUGGCGCCUGCCCCCCAACAACGGCGUUAACGCCGCCACAGCCAGCGGCUUUUUAGUGCAGCUCAUCGGGCCGCCCCCCUACAGAGAGAAACUCCUGGAGGAGACCACCCUGCUCACUGUGCUCUCCACAAAGUUCCACAACAUGGAGUACCAGAAAGACUACACCGUGGUGGUGCGCCUCAUCAACUGUGGCAGCCUGGGGCCGCCCUCCAAACCAUACACCUUCCGUCUCAGCAGCCAGGGUCCAUCGUCUCCACGCAAUGUGCAGGCCCUGCCUCUGUCCAUCUCGGCCAUCCAGGUGAGGUGGCAGGCCCCUGAGGACCCCAACGGAGGCAUCAUUAAGUACACCAUAGAGUACCAGCCGGUGGGCCAGGGGAGCCCUCACCCUUGGGUGGACACGGACGACGGAAACAAGACGUCUAAAGAUGUGACGGCGCUCAACGGCAGCACGCUCUACCAGUUCAGAGUGAGAGCUUCCUCCAAAGUGCCCGGAGAGUGGAGCAAGGCGGUGCGGGCCAUGACACAAGAAGACGGCUUUCAGAGUCUAAUCCCGACCACCCAGGGUGUGGCCGGCAAGCCUCAUGGGGACAGCUACCAGCUGUUGGUGGCUGUGGUCGGCUCGGUAACAGUCACCUGUGUGACCAUCCUGCUCGCUCUGUUGGCCCUUUUCUUCAUCCGCAAGACGCUGCUGAACCGUCGACGCACGUUUACCUACCAGUCUGGAUCAGGUGAAGAGACUAUUCUGCAGUUUAACUCGGGAACUCUGACCCUGACACGGAGGCCCAAACCAACACCAGAGCCCCUCACCUAUCCCAUCCUGGAGUGGGAAGACAUCAAGUUUGAAGAUGUCAUCGGAGAGGGCAACUUUGGCCAGGUAAUCAAAGCCAUGAUCAAGAAGGACGGCAGUAAAAUGAGCGCAGCAAUCAAGAUGCUGAAAGAGUUCGCCUCAGAGAAUGACCACAGAGACUUUGCAGGGGAGCUGGAGGUGCUGUGUAAACUAGGCCAGCAUCCCAAUAUCAUCAACCUGAUAGGAGCCUGUGAGAACAGAGGCUACCUGUACAUAGCCAUCGAAUACGCUCCCUUCGGUAACCUGCUCGACUUCCUGAGGAAGAGCCGAGUGUUAGAGACCGAUCCCGCCUUUGCAAAGGAGCACGGCACGGCCUCCACGCUCACCUCCCAGCAGCUCCUGCAGUUCGCUGUUGACGUGGCAACAGGGAUGCACUACCUGAGUGACAAACAGUUCAUCCACAGGGAUCUGGCAGCCAGGAAUGUGCUCGUAGGGGACAACCUAGUCGCAAAGAUAGCAGACUUCGGCCUCUCCCGUGGUGAGGAGGUUUACGUCAAGAAGACGAUGGGGAGACUUCCUGUCCGCUGGAUGGCCAUUGAGUCUCUGAACUACAGCGUGUAUACGACCAAGAGUGACGUGUGGUCUUUUGGUGUUCUGCUUUGGGAAAUUGUAAGCUUAGGUGGCACACCAUACUGCGGGAUGACGUGCGCUGAGCUUUAUGAAAAACUGCCUCAAGGCUUCAGGAUGGAGAAACCUAAAAACUGUGAUGAUGAGGUCUAUGAGCUGAUGAAGCAGUGCUGGAGGGAUCGGCCCUACGAGAGACCCCCGUUCUCUCAAAUCUCCGUGCAGCUCAACAGGAUGCAGGAGGCCAGGAAGGCUUAUGUGAACAUGGCUCUCUUUGAGAACUUCACCUACGCCGGGAUAGACGCCACCGCCGAGGAGGCCUGACUACCAGCCCCCCCAGACCCUCGCAUGCCACGUAGCCCCAAGAGGAGGCCCAGAGGAUGGUCGCCACGUUACUGCCGCCACCCCGCCGCUCAGCGUCAAGACAGGAGGACCCGACGUUCCACCAGAGUCACCCAGUUAUAAAUGGAGGACUGUGAAAGGACACUGUGUGGAUUUGAUUCGAGACGAGGAGUACGGCUGGGCCCUCUUUUGGGAAAUCACUGUACAAAUCAGUCGCAGUAAAAAAAAAAAAAAAAAGGACAUGACAUUGUACCUUCUGCAGUUGCAAAAGCUACAACGCUCAAACCCUUUUUUUGUCCGAGUGUUGAGGGUAAGCGGCAAAUAAGGAGCUACGUGACUUGCUGAACCACCACAGGGUCUGUGGGGUAUCAAAGCUGGACUUUAUUUUCUCUCCAUUGCUCUGAAUGGAGAAAGAAAUCUUUUCAUGAAGGACACAUUUUAAAGGACACAGCGUGGAUCACAAACAAGUUCUCAGAAACAAUGUAGCACUUACGACCAAAGUUUUUCAUGCUACCUGUGUCUUUGACUGUUAGCCUAUCACUGCCAAGCAAAUGUAGCUACUACUGUAUGUUUCUAUAAAAAGAUGUAUAAAAACCUCCUAAUUGAUUGUAAAUGCAGACUGAUAUGAAACUAACCAUUGUAGAUACUCGAUGUCUUUUCCUGUACAGCUCCAUCACUGGAGUAGCUUUUUGAAUGUGCUGUGAUUACAGGGCAGGUGCACAACCAGUCUACUUGUUAUCGACAUUAUAGUUGACAUAUAACACUAUGCAGCCUGAUGCAAUGUAUGGUAAAAUAUCCAACAUAUGAGAAUGUGUUUUGUAUCAGCUGGCUCCUUGAAUGAAGGUUUUAUGCCCUAACUAGACUCGUCACCACAACAAGCAGCUGUUCCAUUUGCGUUUUCAGUGGCAUGAAUGAAGUUCCAAAACAUUUCCCCAACCACAACCAAUGAUUUGUAUUUUUUAAAAUUUGAUAUACUUUAUUAAUCCCUGAGGGAAAUUCUGGUUUUACACUCUGUUAUUUAGAGACAUGCUUCUCACACACAUGCACAAACAGGAUCUGUGGACAUGCAUUAGUGGAGAGGUGUCAGAGUGGGGCUGCGACACACUGCGACGCAGGGGGGGGCGCACCAGAGCGGUUAGGGGUUCGGUGCCUUGCUCAAGUGCACCUCGGCAGUACUCGAGAAGUGCCCUGACACCUCUCCAGUUACCAGACCAACUUCCAUAUUAUGGUUCGCAUCGGUAACAACCUGAGUGAGCUACUGCCGCCUCCCAUGUUUACAAGUUAGACAGUGUGCGGGAUUUUAUCUUCAAAGCGAAACGUGUCAGCAUAAUAUUUUGGCACCUCUUGCAAAGUGUUCUGACCACAGACUGAUAUCAUCUCUGCCAACACGUUGAUGUUACCAACAGGUGCUCAGUGGAUUCUGACUUUGCAGACAAGUUCAGAGGAUUAUAAGCCGCCCUUGCCAAGCCCUUGAUGAGAUUCCCCAUUUAUCUUUACAGACUAUAGAUGAGGACUGCAUGGUGAGGAGGUUCCUGGUUCUAAAUUCCUGUCGGGCAGAAGCCUCUCUGCGUGGAGUCUGCAUGUUCCCCCCCCCCCCCCGUGCAUGAGUGGGUUCUCUCCGGGUACUCCGGCUUUCUCCCACAGUCCAAAAACAAGAUCAUUAGGUUAAUUGGUAACUCUAAAAUACCUGUAAGUUUCAUUGUUAGUGUGGAUUGUUGUCUAUAUGUAACCCUGUCAUUGACUGGAGAACAGUCCAGGGUGUACCCCGCUUAUCGCUCAAUGACUGGGAGCUGGGCUCGGCUCCAGCCCCCCCCCCCCCCCACGACCAAAAAGCGGUAAAGAUAAUGGAUGGAUGAAUGGACUAAAGAUAACAGUUUGAUAUCUACAGUCAAUUUAGAUCAUUUUUCCCCCAAACAUGUGUUCAACCUUUGAAUGCUUUGGAGCACGUUGGUGGUUCUGACAGUUUUUAAUGUUAGUUUGCAGCAACUUCUCAAGGAGCCUGUGCAGUCAUUAGUUCUAUUGGAAACAAAUAAGACCAGUUUAAGGUUAGUCGCUUUGAAGACUUUUUUUAACCUUAAAGUUGCAAGAAGUGCAAAUGAGUGGACACCCCCCCAAUGCAAUGUAUAGUAUUAUACCCACUGUAUAAGAAUGUAAAGUGUGCCUUUUUAUUAACUAGUGCCUUGAAUAAAAAUGUUGUGGACUAACUGGAAUCAUCAACACAACUA